Molecule: messenger RNA, 3411 nt
Organism: Cercocebus atys (sooty mangabey)
Lineage: Eukaryota; Metazoa; Chordata; Mammalia; Primates; Cercopithecidae
Gene: PARD6G
Product: par-6 family cell polarity regulator gamma
Exons: 4
Coding region: 210-1340 (376 amino acids)
Biological process (GO): centrosome cycle; regulation of cellular localization; establishment or maintenance of cell polarity
Cellular component (GO): nucleus; apical plasma membrane; cell cortex
Molecular function (GO): protein kinase C binding
Source: RefSeq, a predicted model, not a curated record
CGCUCCUCCCGCGCGCGGCCCCUGGAGUCCCUGAGGCGCGCGGCCAGCCCAGCUCGGGCCCGCAGCACCGGUAGCAGCCCGGCGGCCAAGCGAGCGCGGGCCGGGCCGGGGCUGGGGCCGGGGCCUGGGGGCGCCGCCCCCGGGAGUCUUUCUGCGGCCCCUGAGGAGCGAGGGCGACGGCGACGGCGAGGCUGACCGGGGCCGAAACCAUGAACCGGAGUUUUCACAAGUCUCAGACCUUGCGAUUCUACGACUGCAGCGCGGUGGAAGUCAAGAGCAAGUUUGGGGCGGAAUUCCGAAGGUUCUCUCUGGACCGUCAUAAGCCUGGGAAGUUUGAAGAUUUCUACAAGCUGGUUGUGCACACCCACCAUAUCUCCAACAGUGAUGUAACUAUUGGCUACGCAGAUGUGCACGGAGACCUGCUGCCCAUCAACAAUGACGACAACUUCUGCAAGGCGGUUUCCAGUGCAAACCCCCUGCUCAGGGUCUUCAUCCAGAAACGAGAGGAGGCCGAGCGUGGCAGCCUCGGCGCGGGCUCGCUGUGCAGGCGGAGGCGGGCGCUGGGCGCGCUGCGUGACGAAGGACCCCGGCGGCGCGCACACCUGGACAUCGGCCUCCCGCGCGACUUCCGCCCCGUGUCGUCCAUCAUCGAUGUGGACCUGGUCCCCGAGACGCACCGGCGAGUGCGGCUGCACCGGCACGGCUGCGAGAAGCCGCUGGGCUUCUACAUCCGCGAUGGCGCCAGCGUGCGCGUGACCCCGCACGGGCUGGAGAAGGUGCCCGGCAUCUUCAUCUCGCGCAUGGUCCCCGGGGGCCUGGCGGAGAGCACCGGGCUGCUGGCUGUGAACGACGAGGUCCUGGAAGUGAACGGCAUCGAGGUGGCCGGGAAGACGCUGGACCAGGUCACGGACAUGAUGAUCGCCAACAGCCACAACCUCAUCGUCACCGUCAAGCCCGCCAACCAGCGCAACAACGUGGUGCGCGGCGGCCGCGCGCUGGGCAGCUCGGGACCCCCCUCGGACGGCACCGCGGGCCUCGUGGGUCCCCCCGCCCCGCGCGUCCUGCAGAACUUCCACCCCGACGAGGCGGAGAGCGACGAGGACAACGACGUGGUCAUCGAGGGCACGCUGGAGCCCGCACGCCCCGCCCAGGCCCCGGGCGCCCCCGCAGGCAGCCUCUCCCGGGUCAACGGCGCGGGCCUGGCGCAGCGGCUGCAGCGGGACCUGGCCCUGGACGGCGGCCUCCAGCGGCUGCUCAGCUCCCUGCGGGCCGACCCACGUCACAGCCUGGCCCUGCCACCGGGCGGCGUGGAGGAGCACGGGCCCGCGGUCACGCUCUAGACUCGAGAGGCCCCCAAAUCCUGGCUCCAGUUCCCGGGUUGUCGCAGCCGCGCACCUCCUGCUGCUUCUCCUUGUGGUCCAGCACCACCUGCUGGUCAGUGGCGGAACUGUCCUGACUUCGUGAACAUGGGACUGCUAAGAGGGAAAACUGCAUCUCAGCAUUUUCAUUUUUUCUGAAUAUUAAGUGAAAAGUAAGUUCUAUUUGUAAGAAAUAGCUUUUGCUGAGGAGUCGUGAAUUCCUGCACCUGUGUUUGGUGUUAUUUGUAUGCAAUGGAUUGCUGGUCCUUUGUUCCUAAGCACAGAGAAGACCAAAGAUGCUCCCCCGUGACCUCUCCUGUGAGGCUCCGCAUCUCCCCAGACUUGCUGUCUGAUGAAGGCCAUGUCGCUGGGUGCCCCAGCAGUCAGAAGCGGUUUCUGUGGAACUAAAACUAAUACUGUUACUCUCACAAAGGAAAUGUUCUUUUACUAAGUUAUUGCUGAUUCUUGAAUGUCUGUUAUAUAACUGGGUCUGCUAUCAAGAAGGAAGGUUAUAUUUCUUACCACUUUAAGUUGUUAAGCAAAUGUGUUUUUUAAAGAAAUGAUACUUUCACUGAGAUGUGUGCUAUUCAUAAUUUUAGGAAUUACUGCUUGGGACAGCUGCUUGAGUGUAUUUUUCUACACAGGUCUGUACUUCUGCCACUUUUUCCUUUUAAAAAAAAACAAAACUAUGUCAUAUUAUGUAUUAAAGUUUUCUUGGUUUUAUAUAUCAGAUAAUAAAAACUUUUUUGAGUAAACAAAACGUAUGAAUAUUUUUGCUGUGUACUAAGUGGAAGAGAAUACCAGAGAUCAAGUAAUCCCUCAAAAAGAGAAUGACAGAUUUAUCAUGUGCCUAUCAUGGGCCACCGUUUUUCACUGAAUCUGCACACAUUCUGAGGAAAGUAGAUGGGAAAAUGGACCUGAGCUCAGAUAGACGGAUGACAGUCCAGAACCCUCUUUCAAAGUCUUUUUGAAAAAGCUUUUCUGAAUAAUUUACACAGCAUGCAGCCCUUCCCAAGUAUGCCCUGGUUGGCACAGUUUUCAUUCACACUGUCGUUCUGGCAGCCACCAAGAUUCAAAUUACAAUUACAAAUUCAGUUCCUCAGCAAAUUACAGAUGUGAUCACACUGAGCACCAGCACCCCACUAGGAGCUUCACAAGUACUCGCCGCCUGCUGAGUCCACACAGCAACUCGGGACUGUGGGCAGCUGGACAGUGGACCCCCCCAGUCUGAUGAGGCAGGGUCAAGUGCCAACACUGGGUACACUCUCCAAAACUAAUGUCUGGUUUCAGAAACACAUGGCACAGGAUGAGAUACAAGGCUUAAGUGUAAGCAGAGGCCACAUGUACACCUGGCUGCCAGCCAGGUGUGGCCUCAGGCUUGGGUUUCCCUGACUUGAUAAUCCAGAUCAUAAACCCCAGAGCAUGCAGUGAUAUUGUGAAUUUAUUCACAAUUCUGUGAGGGUAUUUAAUAUUUGAUGGUUUCACAUAAAAUGAUUGCGAGUGGGAGUUUUGUGGCAAGGUGCAAAGGCAUCUAGAAAAUGCCAUGAUUGUUAUGAAAUCCAUUUUAGCGAAAAUCUAAAUUUUCCAACAGAAGGACAUGUAAGUUACCUGUACCUCUGUGGAAUGUUUUUAAAGGAUGCAAGUAUGAACCAAGUGUGAUAGGGUCAACUUUUGAUCCUUGCAUUUUAAGAGUUGGCACCAGUAUGAAGUUUUUUAUGGCAGCACUAAAACUCACAUGGCCUGAAUAGUUUAUUAAAAUGCUGGAAGGCUGUACUAAUGACCACCCAAAUGCACUAAAAUACUUACUGUGUACCAUCCCUACUGAAAGGAUGAACCUACUUAGCUGAUGUCCAGCUUGCCCUUUUCUGGAAAGGUAAGCUGCUCAGCGUGAGCUCAAGGACCUCCUGUUUCAAACAGACUGGAGGGUGAACCCUAGACCCCUCGAACAGCUUGUUUAAAGAGUACCUGCUGGCCAGGCACAGUGGCGCAUGCCUGUAUUCCCAGCACUUUGGGAGGCCAAGGCGGGCAGAUUGCCUGAAGUCAGGAGUUCGAG